AAAUAACCCUAUUUAUAGUUUUUUUUCUUUCUAAUUGUCAACCUUACCAGCAGCCGAACAGCCGGCCCACCAUGAGGACGCGCUCUCCCCGCCCAGUGCUCAGCCUCCCGGUGGUCCCCGCUCUGUCAGAGAGACCCGGAGCGUCGCUGACAAGCCUCCGUCCACCGCUCCGUUUCUUCAGUUUUCUUUUUUUUCUACAGCCAAACAAAGGAAUAAAACCAACCAUGGGUAUUUUGGCUCACAAACCAGCCUUUUCUCUUUUUACCCUCCUGCUCACCCUUAUCGGCGCUUGUUCCGGAGGUUCGGACGCGCCGCGCGGAGUCGCCGUCGGCUUCGUUUUCGACGUGAGCGCGCGGUGCGAGCCGCCGUGCGGCCACGGAGGGGUCUGCAUCCGGAACGACACCUGCUUCUGCUCCCGGGGCUAUGAGGGAGAGCGGUGCCAGUACGCCAACUGUUUCCCCAAGUGUAAAAAUGGUGGAACGUGUCUUCGUCCAGGAAAAUGCAGAUGCCAGCCUGGAUAUGGAGGAAGAUACUGUCACAAAGUGACGUGUGCCGACGGCUGCUGGAACGGAGGGGAAUGCACCGCCGUCAACGGAGUGGCCAAAUGCAUCUGCCCUUCCAGCUGGACCGGCUCGAAAUGCCAGGAUGCAAUUUGCCCCCAAGGCUGCAGGAACGGGGGGUUCUGCGUGGCUCCAGGAAUCUGCAGGUGUCCAGAGGGAUGGCUGGGUGGUGCGUGCCACACUGCGGUGUGCAGCCAGACCUGCCUGAAUGGAGGGAAGUGCAUUUCUCCCAACAAAUGUCGCUGCCGGCCACAUUUCUCCGGUCCUCGCUGCGAGGAGAAGAAAAAAUCCCACUAAUCAUUUUUCCAGACUCCGAUAUGGGGAUUAUUAAUUUGUUCUGUAUAACUUUUUAUUAUUAUUUUCGGUGAUAUGCAACACAUUUUGUAAUAAAUGAAACAUUUGUACUUUCUUCUUAAACAUACUGUAAUUUGACAUUAAAUGAUAAAAACUAA
This is a messenger RNA of Fundulus heteroclitus (mummichog), 1012 nucleotides long. It is a transcript of the gene seraf, whose product is annotated as von Willebrand factor D and EGF domains. Lineage: Eukaryota; Metazoa; Chordata; Actinopteri; Cyprinodontiformes; Fundulidae. Gene Ontology annotation, molecular function: signaling receptor binding. The transcript has 5 exons. Gene Ontology annotation, cellular component: extracellular region; cell surface. Gene Ontology annotation, biological process: anatomical structure development. The record is from RefSeq and is a predicted model, not a curated record. The coding region runs from base 72 to 857 and encodes 261 amino acids.